AUCGUUUAUAUUACUACACUAUCGACAGUAUUGUUUUUGUGUGUGUUUCAUUGCGUUAAUCUUUAUACCAAUAUAUUUAUAUUUGUACAGUGUUUAUAUUAAAAAUUAUAUUUUUUAAUUAUAACGAUAUACAAUAUGAAUGAGAUAUAUGAACGCAUAAAUAUUUCGAGUGAAUGUAUUAAAUUAUUUUGAGGUUAGAUUUCCAUGCAGUUCGAAUUUCGUUUAAUCUUUGUAUUUCAUUGUUCAUAAUUAAUGAAGUGGCAUUAAAAAUUUUUCUUCAAGUUUUAAAAUAUGUAAAUUGGAUCGGUCGCGGGUGAACUGAAUAAAAUCGACCAAACAACUCGAAUAGAACAUUUGCCCGCAUUGUAUCGAACCUCGAUCUAGGAAAGUUAACAGAAGGAGACUGUAAGAAAGCGAAGUCAACUGUACUCGCGACGCGAUAUCGAAUAAAACAUCGAAUGUUCGUUAGAUGCCAAUUUUUGUACAGUUAUCGUAUAUUCGUUCGAAAAAGGAAAAAGGAAAAACGAAAACUGUUUCAAAUGAAAGAUCAUCGAUACAAGCUUUCGAAACUGCUUUAGAACGAGACGUCUCGUUCUCGUAUCGUGCACGAUCUUUUGCUCGAUACGAUCGUUCGAACUCUUUGCCUCCGGUAUUAUUUGCCAGUUUUCCGGAAUAGCGCCACGAAUAGCGUCACGUUUGUCGUAACCUCGAUAUGUUGUCGCAGAGUAACAGAGCGUCAUUGAACACAUGGCGCCGUCCGAUUUUCAAACGAUAUAUUCCACUCGUUAACCCGAGUUGCUUGUAUAUCGUACGUCCAAUUGAUCCUUCGAAUCGGAAAAAAGAUUAAGGAAGAGAUGUGCUAAAAUGUACAUGGAGAAAUGUACGUGACAGUGAUACGGAGAUGGAAAAGCGAGAGUUUCCUUUCUUUUUUCGACGAGAGAAACGAAAGGAUAAAGGGGGGAGAGGGGAGGAUAGAAAAACAAAAUUGGAACAAAGGGAGAAGAAGGAGCGCGAAGAGAAGAGUGGAGACCCCCGCGGUGGUGGUGAAUCAAAGUGGUAAUGAGUGAAAGGGGGGGAUCAGGGGGAGUAGUGGGUGAUGGGAGGAGAGGCGGGAGACGAAGACAAAGGGGAGUGUAUCGGCAGGGUGAAGUUGCGCGGAAUGGAAAGCGGAUAGAACAGACAGAAGGAUGCGCGCAGGCGUGAAACGGACGCGGUGAACGCUCGGUAUCCGCGUGGCGCGAGUUAGAAGUUGGCUUCGCGCUUUUAGUCUCGGCCCGUGUCUCUUCUCGUUCAUCUUCGUUCACCCGUCCCGUAGAACGGCCAACAAGGAGACGAGUUCCCGCUCCUGAGGUUGCCUGCUUCUCUCCGCCUGCGAAUUUUCGUCGAAGCCUGGAAGGAAGGGAAGAGGAGAGGAAAGGGGAAGAAAAAGGAGGAAAGGAGGGAAAAGUGUGCAACGAGCGGAGUCUGCAUCGGCCGCGUUACGAUGAAGCGGAUAGACGCUCGGAUCGGUGACGAUCGUCCUCGUGCUCUCGCCCUUGCCACGAAACGCCUUCUCCUUUCGUAGCAUCCCCCAUUGCAUCGAGGGAGACGCGCGUUCGAUGGAACGCGCCGGAACGGGUGAAAAAUGUCCGAGAAGAGUUCAAACGAAAUUCUCGAGGGGAAAAAGAGAAGCACCGCCCAACGAAGAUGGCGCAUCCUUGCCAAGGCGUUGAUCGGCACCGUCUCGGAACCGAUCUCCGUAGAUCCUGAGAACGAGAUAUCGGUGCGUCGUUUCACCAGUUUCGAUCUGUUGAGAGUCAAUCGGUUGGAGAGCAACACCGCGGAUCCGGACACGUUGGCGGCUUGGUACGAAUAUUCGACCGUUUUGGACAACAAGUUGUUCACCGUAGAGAUACGUCGGAGAACAAAGAGGAACUUCACGGCGAACGAGUUGAUCGGGUUCAACAAUACGGGAAACAUAUGCGUCUGGCCGUCGGAGGAAUGUUUGGCUUACUACUUGUUGAAAAAUCGGCACCUUUGUCGGAACAGGAGAGUCCUCGAACUCGGUGGCGGUAUGAGCUGUUUGGCGGGGGUGCUCGCCGCCAAGUACUGCGACCCGAAGGAAAUCGCGCUCACGGAUGGGAACGUGACCAGUGUGAACAACGUGCGACGAAUCAUAUCUAGGAACGGCAUGUCCGACUUCGUCGAGUGCGGCGUGGUACAGUGGGCCAAAGCGGCCAGGGCGAUCAGGGCAGCAAGAUCGGUCAGACCGUUCCUACAUCCCCAUCCCAACGCUCUUCGAGUCAAGAACUGGAGUGGCGGCGCCAAGGAUGUUGCAAAAUUAACGGAAAAACUGUACGACGUGAUCCUGUGCGCGGAUUGUCUUUUCUUCGACGAGGCUCGCUCCGAUUUGGUGGAGACGAUCUACGGCUGGCUGGCAAACGAUGGCCUCGCCCUGGUGAUGGCGCCUAGACGGGGAUCGACUUUCGAACAAUUUGCGGAAGCGGCGAUAAAGAGGGGUUUCGUCGCGCGACAAAUAGAUCGUUACGACGCUACGAUUUGGUCGAGGCAUCUGGAAUUGUUGGAGAACAGCCAGGAAUAUUGUCCAGACCUCCAUUAUCCGAUCCUUCUGGAGCUUACUAAGCAGAAGAAAACGUCGCCAGGAUGAUGAAACUAAAGAACGCGUCAAAAAACGGUCGCGUUCACGAGAUCCUAACGAGAGUUCCUCCCCCCUCCAUUCUACGACCAUUUCGGCCCAUUCCCUUCUUCCAUUCCGUUACCAUUACCCGACUUAGCUUACUUCUUCAUACUUGCUCCCCCUCCUCUCCCGCUUUUUUCUCCAGAUGUUAUAAUAAUUCUCCUACUGUUCCUUGUCCAUUCGUACGGUAUAUCUGUCUAAGCGGCAUAACAUCGCAUAAUCGAGAUAUAUUAAUUAUUAUACGUCGAAUCCGUUCGAUAUACACACAGAUUUCUACCGAGUAUUAGAUAGUCAUCGUUAAAUAUUGCUUAUUCGUUGCGCGAUACCGCGUUUUUUCCUCCUUGUCCUUCUCCCCCCUCUCUCCCAACGAGUCGAGUAAACGAUAGUAUUUCAAGUACCUGAUGUUUAGACCGAUAGAAUUGAAAAAUGGUUUGUACACGGCGUAUCUGUACGAUCUACGCUGUUGCCCUGCCGGCAAGAAAAAUAUUUAGAAAUGACGAGGACGAGGACGACGUUGUUAUACGUAUACGGCGAUAUAUAUUAUCCGAUAACCGUUUUCUCGUUUCGUUUCGUUUCUCUCCUCUCUGUGAAAUUUUUAUUAAGAAAAUUAUCCCCUUCCCCUUUCUCGUGAAGAAACGUUUGCAUUCGUCGGGUACGUGUUCGUGUCGAACAAAAUCGGCCGGUCGAUCUUCGAAGAAUGAAUCUCGUUUCACGUUUUAUUCGAUCUUCAUGGAUCGAUUUUGACCGGACGCUACGCUUCACAUUUUUCGAUCUCUAUCGAUAUAUAUAUAUAUAUAAUAUAUAUUUAUAAAUACUUCCUCGAAUACUUUUCGAUGAUAUAUAUACUGUGUAAACUUCGAUCUAGCUAUUCGAUCAAGGGUCCAAAAUGAACCGAUUAGAAAAAUUGUGUAUAGUAUACGAUCUUUGUUACAAGACUUUUUCAUCGUAUCGUUACGCGUUUCGACAGUUCUUCGAUGGGCAAUUAUAUUCUUUCAAAAAUAAACGUGUUGAAAAAUAUAAUAUAAUUUUCAGAUUUUGAAUCCCGCGAAGCGAUGUACAUAUCGCAUGAAUAUUUAUUCGUUUAUAUAUCCGUUUUUGUUCGUUCGUUUGUCUGUUCAUUUCGUUAAUUUAUCUAUUUUAUUUUCACGUUAAUCUACAUUACGUUUCAAUUCAACAAGGAUCGUUUCUUCUAGAAUAUCCGAUAUUUCUUUCCUUCCUUUCUUCCUUUAUAUCCCCUUUUUUUGUUUCUUCUUACUUUUUUCUCGUUCCGUUACAACCGUGUUGCAACGCAAACGGAACCGCAGUCAUCACAAAGGACCAACUUAGUUCAGCCUAGUCAAAGCUACCAAACAAAUUUCCAUUAUCGCGUAUUACCUAUACUUUAUUACACCUUUACGAAGGAACAACUAUUUGUGCGUACGUGAGUAUGUGAGUAUGCGUGAGCGACAAGACAUGUAAGAAAACAUUGCAAAUAAAAUAAUAUUUUCAUUUAACA
This is a messenger RNA of Apis cerana (Asiatic honeybee), 4172 nucleotides long. Its product is annotated as calmodulin-lysine N-methyltransferase. Gene Ontology annotation, cellular component: nucleus; precatalytic spliceosome; cytoplasm. Gene Ontology annotation, biological process: mRNA splicing, via spliceosome. NCBI's taxonomy places the organism in Eukaryota, Metazoa, Arthropoda, Insecta, Hymenoptera, Apidae. Gene Ontology annotation, molecular function: RNA binding; protein binding; zinc ion binding. The record is from RefSeq and is a predicted model, not a curated record.